Maniola jurtina (meadow brown) is the source of this 3776-nucleotide messenger RNA. RefSeq names its product multiple C2 and transmembrane domain-containing protein (gene Mctp). The coding region runs from base 787 to 3363 and encodes 858 amino acids. Gene Ontology annotation, biological process: regulation of neurotransmitter secretion. Gene Ontology annotation, molecular function: calcium ion binding. Gene Ontology annotation, cellular component: synaptic vesicle membrane. NCBI's taxonomy places the organism in Eukaryota, Metazoa, Arthropoda, Insecta, Lepidoptera, Nymphalidae. The transcript has 20 exons. The record is from RefSeq and is a predicted model, not a curated record.
AAAAACCUGCCUUCAUAACUCAUAAGUAAUUAUUAAUUCCGAGCAUGAACUCAAUUUCAUAAGAAAUGAGUUUUUCAACAAUGAAAAGGGGAAUAAUUAACAAUCGAAAUUGCUGACUAUUCAGCGACCCGGUCAUGGUUCAUAUGAUAAUUAACAAAAAUAAUACAUUUUCGCUUCUAUACUACAACACCUACACUGAAUGUGGUUUAGCCUUACAUCCUACCAUACAAACUAGGAAAAUAAUACAAACGACAUACAUUGUUAGGUACAUAUAAAUAAAAGUUAUAAUUGUUUGAAUGUAUAAUGGGUAGGUUACCUACCGUACAGCUUGCGCAAAGCUUUUCGCUCCAACAUGCUACGAAGCUACGUCAGUCUCUCGCAGAAAUUAGUAAAGCGUAGAGGGGUCUACGCCAUUUUCAUAACCAACCUUUUGUGAUUGUAACCUUAAAUUUAUUUACUAAAAUAAUCUUUAUUAUUAAUUGAUAUCAAGGUUAAAGCGAAUAAAAAAAUAUUCAGUGUUAUUUUUAGAGUUGUACAAAGUGUUAUUUUGUGUUAGAGUGUUUAGUUGUAUGUGAGAUUAGCUGUCGAGUGCAAAAAAAGUGCGUUUUUUUAAUAUUAAAAAAUAUGAAGAAUUCAUGUUAAUGUGCCCUUCGUGUGGAUUUUAUGGAACAUGGCGUGUCCACGGGACUCAUAACAGUCCAUCUCUUUCCGUCGUGAGCUGGUCGCUUGGGCGCACUGGCCUCGAUGAUCGGGUGCGUGCGCUGCAGCUGACAGGAGCUGAACGAGAUGUCAACCAAGAAGCAUUCGCCGCCACCAAAGCGGUCAGAAGCUCUCAGCGGGCGGCUGUCCAAGUCAGCAUCAGAGCUGUCCUGCUCAUCACCAAUCCGGACAUCCGCCCCACCGCGCGCCAGGUCUGCUCAUCACCACACGCCGCUCUCCGUCGUACACCGGACGCAACACUUCUUUAAUAACUUAAAGAGUCGCUGGCAUCGCAGCAAGAGUAAAGAGAGAUGUCCAGCUGGGACAGUCUUCUCUCUCGCUCCCGGUCAUGACAGCAGCGGCACGGACUACGCGGCAGACCAGAGCUCCGAGCACAGCACGCCAGCGACGUCGCCUCGCCGCGGGAAGAAAGACUCAUCAGUGACGCGGCAAACAUCCAUCGAGCCUGUGCCUUCUACCUCCGGGACUCCUGCGCACCUCUCCCGUCCGCCCACUGACCUAUUGCAAUUGGAACCCGACGAAGGUCAAAAGUUGAGAGAGCAGCAUUUAAGACAAUUUUCAUUUUUUCAACUCCGUAUUCAUUUAAAAAGAGGUCAGAACCUCAUCGCCAUGGACAAGAACGGUUUGUUGUCAGGCACCAGUGACCCGUACGUGAAGUUUAAGGUCGGAGGCCGGUUAUUGCACAAAUCAAGAAUCGUGUACAGAGACCUGAACCCGGUGUGGGAUGAAUGUUUCACCGUGCCUAUUGAGGAUCCCUUUCAACCUGUGCAGUUGAAGGUAUUCGACUAUGACUGGGGGUUGCAAGAUGACUUUAUGGGUUCGUGCCAAAUGGACCUCACGACGCUAGAACUCGGCCGCUCUCAAGAUCUGGUCCUAUGUCUACGGGACCCUAACAAGCCAGCAGCGUUGGAUUUGGGCGAAAUUGUGCUGAAUGUGACGCUGUACCCCAAGUCACAAGAGGAUAAAGAAGCGUACCUCUUGAAGAACACGAGGUUAAGUGACGUGAACAAGAGGCUGAAGGCACAGAUAUGGAGCUCCGUGGUGACGAUAGUGCUGGUGGAAGCCAAGAACCUGCCGGCCAUGGACGUGGAGACCAGAUCCAGUGACCCUUAUUGUAAAUUUAGGUUAGGUAACGAAAAAUACAAAAGUAAGGUAGUGUGGAAGACCCUGCAUCCAUCAUGGCUGGAGCAGUUCGACCUUCAUCUUUACGACGACCAGGAACAGAUCUUAGAAGUUACUGUUUGGGAUAAGGACAAACAGACGAAAGAUGACUUUUUAGGAAGAUGCGCAAUAGACUUAUCAAGAUUAGAAAGAGAGAUAACGCACAAUAUAUGGCAAGAACUAGAAGAUGGGAAUGGACAGAUAUUCCUCCUCCUCACAAUCAGUGGGACAACGCAGUCGGAGACCAUCACAGACCUGGCCAGCUACAGGGAAAACCCUCGAGACCUUGAAAGCAUUGAGAGGAGAUAUACGUGGUACCGCUUAAAUGAAACAACAAGUGGGGUCGGAUGGCUUUGUGUCAAAGUAUACGGAGCUAAAGGCUUAGCGGCGGCGGAUUUGGGAGGAAAAUCGGAUCCUUUCUGCGUGUUGGAACUUGGGAAUGCAAGGCUGCAGACGCAUACAGAAUAUAAGACUUUAACCCCCAAUUGGAUGAAGAUAUUUACAUUCACAGUAAAAGACAUAAGCUCAAUACUUGAAGUAACGGUAUACGAUGAGGAUCAUGACCAUAAAGUGGAGUUUCUCGGGAAGUUGGCAGUACCUCUACUGAAUAUAAGAAACGGGGAGAAACGGUGGUUCGCUUUAAAGGACAAGAAGAUGAGAGCAAGGGCGAAAGGAAACUACCCUCAGAUAUUGUUGGAAAUGAGCGUUAUUUGGAAUCCGCUCAAAGCAGCAAUACGAGUGGUCAACCCAAAAGAACCGAAAUACAUGCAUCAAGAAGCGAAAUUCAAGAGGCAACUGUUUGUGCGAAAUGUUGUGAGACUGAAGGCAAUCAUUAUGUGGUUUAUUGAAAUUGGCAAAAUUUUACAAGACUGUUUCGAAUGGGAGUCUCGGAUCAGAUCAUUUAUUGGGCUGCUCGCGUGGUUGGCCUUCUGCUACUACUACCAGAUGUGGAUGCUGCCGUUCUUAUUCCUCGUCUUAUUUACCAGGAAUUGGCUCAUUUAUAGAUUGACUGGUGGUAAUCCUUUACUAAUUCCUGUUGAUGACGAAGACUUACAAGCGGAGGAAGAUGAUGAAGAAGAAGUGGAUAAGGAAGAGAAAAAAUCUUUGAAAGAAAGACUGCAAGCGAUCCAGGAAGUGACGCAGACUGUGCAGAAUGCGAUAGGUUAUGUUGCUUCUUUAGGGGAAGCUGUCAAAAACCUGAUGAACUUCACGGUGCCAUAUCUUAGUUACAUAGCGAUACUGAUGCUUAUGGGAGCGAUGUGUGUAUUGUACCUGAUACCUCUGCGAUAUCUACUCAUGGCAUGGGGUAUUAAUAAAUUCACUAGAAAAAUUCUUCGGCCGCAUACAAUACCCAACAAUGAGGUGCUCGACCUACUAUCGAGGGUGCCGGAUGACGAAACUUUAUUGGAUAUCAGAGAACUGAAGCCCCACGCGCCGAGCGAGCACAGAAAGGACGCAAGAAAGAAGCAUAAAGCGUCGUAACGCACAAUAACUUAUAUGAUUGAGUGUAUGAUAUUAGGUUGAUACGAACGAAAGGUGCCGGAUUUUCCAUUAGGCAUUAAUUAAUUAGAGGCAUUAAUCGCAUAAAAGACGAGUAAAAGGCGCAAGAGCCGUACGCAAUGCAUUCCUUAAUAGGUGCCUACUGAAGGACCUGUUAUGGAAUGCAUUCUUGGACUCUCCUUAAUAGGACAUUGGAUUCUCCUUAAUAGGACACCAGUCUAUGGAACUAGACGCGACAAAGAAAACGCGUAUCUUUGGUCACCUCAAGUGUAUAAAUUGUAUUUCACUAGAGGAUGCCCGCGACUUCGUCCGGGUGGAUUUAGGUUUUUAAAGAUCCCGUGGGAACUGUCUGAUUUUCUGGGGUAAAAAGUUGCCUAUGUCAAUGACAGGGACGC